Molecule: messenger RNA, 1348 nt
Organism: Dreissena polymorpha
Lineage: Eukaryota; Metazoa; Mollusca; Bivalvia; Myida; Dreissenidae
Product: dehydrodolichyl diphosphate synthase complex subunit nus1-like
Exons: 5
Coding region: 200-952 (250 amino acids)
Cellular component (GO): endoplasmic reticulum membrane; dehydrodolichyl diphosphate synthase complex
Molecular function (GO): ditrans,polycis-polyprenyl diphosphate synthase [(2E,6E)-farnesyl diphosphate specific] activity
Source: RefSeq, a predicted model, not a curated record
UAUAUCAUUUUAUGCUUACGCUACAGCCAAUAUUUGUUAAUUCGUAUUUAAAAUCACUUUUUUAAUACUAAAUGCUUUAACCGGAAGUUCAUAUAUUGGCGGAAGUACACGGUCACUUGUCAAGGGAGACAAUCCGUCACGACACAUGAAAUGAAACCGGUUAGGUGAUAGUGAAAACUACACGUAGUGAGUUUAAGUCAUGGGGAAGAGUCCGUUUAGAGUGAUUUUAAGAAUAAUUCACUACGUUGUAGCCCUGACCACGUUCGUUAAACAAUGGCUGCUGAAAUACCCGGUGUUUCCAUUCAAGAAAACAGACAUUGCCAGUGUUCAGUCUGAUGCAAGAAAAUUGAAGAAACUUCCAUUACAUUUAGGACUGUUAGUGUUAGAGGACGAGUUCUCAUACGCAGAUAUUGCUAGGUUAAUAUUGUGGUCAUCAGCGAUGGGAAUAUCAUUUGUCAGUGUGUAUGACGUAAAUGGCCUGGUGAAAUUUAAUGAAAAAGUACUCGCUGCAGAAGUGCAGAAGCAGAAAGGUCUACAAACAGAUUCAGAGAAAAUAAAAACUGACAUUUACAUAUGUUGUGGAAUUAAAAGAGUCGAUGCAAAGCGUCUUAGCUCACCGCAGACCACAGUGUUCCUUUUAUCGAUGGAUGAUGGGUUUCAGUCGAUCGUAAACAUUACCAGAAGUAUAUAUAGUCGAGUAAAAUGUAAACAGAUGAAAGUGUCCGAGAUAGAUCCUCAUUCCUUAGAUACUGUAUUUCAAGAAGAGACUGGCUACCCAGAUCCUGACAUGGUUAUUAGGUUUGGUCAGACAGAAUCCCUGCUUGGCUUCAUGCCUUGGCAAGUGCGGCUCACCGAAAUAUUGUCAUUACCAUCUCAUCAAUGUCUAGAAUACAAAACAUUUAGGUCGGUGCUUCUCAGUUAUGGCAAUACACAGCAGCGAUUUGGAAAAUAACUCAGACACCAGUCGGCAACUUGCCAAAAGUUUUUGUCACAAUAUCUCAUGUGUCAGUGUGAUUGAUGAUGAAGGCUGGAAGAAGUUACAGCAAAGAAGUUCCUAUUCAUUUGCUGGAAGAAUAAAUGAAGAUUAUGUUUCAUUCACAGUCAAUCAUGCACAAAUGCAGUUUUAUGCCCUCACUUUAAUGAUUGGCGGCAUAUAGGUAUGCCCAAGUCUGACGGUUGGAUUUUUGUGUCCUGCAUACUUCGAAAAGUUUAACAGCUUUACUGGUGAAACUGAAUACUACAUGAAUUCAUAUCAACUUGUAAAUUUGAGCAUUUGGGUAUUUAAGUGAUUGUUUUGAACAUCUGCAAAGUUUUGAAACAAAAGUGCAAUAUAAUAUGUACAUCCUUG